GACUUAGCCAUUUAUUAAGCGCCUGCUGGAUGCCAAAGAGGUUUCAUUAAGAUUCCCCAAUUUCCCGAAAGGGAAACUAAGGCUGAGCCUUGCCGGAGUGGGGAGCACAGCGUGGCGUUUGGGAUCCAAGUCCUGAGAAGCCCACCGCGGAGUUCCCAGUCCCUUUAAUCCACCCCCGCCCCGCAGGCAGCUCUGGGGAUGACGCAGAUGGCCGUCUUAGGAGCUGAUUCCCCGGUACAGGGAAUGCUGUAAGUGGGCCAGGCUGUCAAGAGGACACAGAACAGACCCUACUCCCAUCUCACCCGGGCCUUGGGCCCAGCCCCGCGGCAGGCCGGGCCUAAAUCUGUGUCUCUGACUCAGCCUUGGGUACGCAGGGUAGCACGGUCUGCCAGGUGAGCAGCGGCCAGGGGGCACGGGCACGAACAGUCCAGGCUGGCCCCCCGGGGGCCGCGCGCCGGGGCCCGAAAUAGCUCAUUUUGAUCCCACCACCUCGGCCAAGAGCCCAGGCCUGGCACUUGGCGCAACCAGCUGCUCCUGCAGCAAGACGGAAGUGCUUAGAUGACCCAGCGGGACCCGUUGGCCGGUCCGACUGAUGGAGGGACGGCGGUUAGAGAGCGGACAGACUCCCUGAUUGCCCCCUGCAACGAGAAAAACCGUCGUUAGACUGGAGUCUGGCUGAGAUUUCUGCAGCAAAAGGGGGAGUGGUUAGAAGACACGACAGCAAGAAGUGUAUUUUAGAACCCCUCCCAACAUCGAGCCCGGCCUCAGAUCCUUUCCAUUGGUCCACAGGCUUGUCAAUUACUGCUGUACGCUACAGUUCUCCAAUCAAACACUCUCUUUCAGUCAGGCCGACGUUACAGUGAGUUGUGAGGCAUCUCCGUUUGGCCACUUUUCAAUUCCUUUUAUUUUCCUCUCUAUCAUUGGUAGCCUCGGAGGCCGCUCUCUUCCCGCGCCGGCACUCCCAGAGAGGGCGGGGCCGACAGGACAUUGCUAAGCGACAAAGAUGCGCGCGGGGUCAGUCGGCUGAAGGAGAGAAGCAGGCGGAAGCGCCGAGGUAGCGGCAGGAUGGACCGCGGCCUGCCAGUUUUCUCCAUCCAAGACAGCCCAUUUGGGGACGCUCCCCUGGGUUGAAGCCACUACUGGCCUUCCCAAAGCCAGACCUGGCACCUCAAGGUGAGGACACCCCACAGAAAGUGCUGUGUGCCAGUCCAGUAGCAAAGGAGUGACGACUAGAGGGAAGGAAGACGUGAUGAUGGGGACCCGGAGCCCGUCCAGGACCCAGAGAUCCAGGCUCCCAGAAGCUCCCAAAACUCUGGCCACAGGUCCCAACUCUCCUGAGCUGUUUGAGGAGUUCUGGCCAUCCAGCUCAGGGACCCCUUCCCCACCCAGCAGCACUGAGGGACAAAUUGGAGCCUCCCCACCACGCACCCUGACUGAGAGUGGGGACUCCGUGGUGGCCAAGUACAUACACCGGUUCCGUCAGGCUCAGCCCACGAGCCGGGAGGAACGAGAGACUGCAGGCCCAGCCCCAGCUGACUUUUGGUGGCUGCGGCCUGAAUCUCCAGACCCCAGCAGUCAGCUUGCAACAGGAGCCAGUGAACCAGAAGGAAGACUCAACACAGCAGUCCCAACUCUUGCCAAGAUGGCCAGCGCAUCACAGGCUAAGGCUAUGGCCCCCCUUGAGGAAAUAAAGCAGAGCCUUAACACAUGGAACUCAUCCCUGCUGGACCUGGAGACGCUGAGCCUGCAAAGCAGAGCUGCCAGGCUGCUCCAGCGCAGCAAGGCUUCUGUCUCCUCCUCCUCCUCCUCCUCCUCCUCCGUCAGCCCCAGUGAUGCCAGCAGCUCCUCACUCCCCGUCAGCUCUGAUGGCCUCUCACCCUUCUCCAUGGCCUUCAUCCCUGACUCCAGCAAGGGCUCUGACCCCAGGGCACAUGCAACUCCGGCACCUAUCCCUGCUCCAGCCCCAGUCUCCUCCCGGGCACCCCUGCGGCCAGAGGAUGACAUUCUGUACCAGUGGCGGCAGCAGCGGAAGCUUGAACAGGCUCGAAGAGGUCAGGGUGACGGAACCUGGGUGCUGCCCCGGACCCCUGCCCUCACCACUCCGGUCCCUGUCCCCAUCAGCCUACAGACCUCUCCUCCCCCUGCGGAGACCCCUGGUUCCCUGGGAACCCAGCCUCACUGCGUCCCACUUUGGGGCAAUGUUGCCCGGCCUGGUCCCCCGGAGGCCUUCUAUUUAGAAAGACCUCCUAUUCCCCCAGGGUUCUCUCCACACAUCUUUUGGGGCCCCAGCCCCCCUGGGUUCUUCUGGGCCCCGCAGUCCGGUCCCUGGGUAUCUCUUGGGGCCAUUCCCCCCACCCCCCCCCCCCCCCCCCCCCCCCCCCCCCCGCCCCCCGCCCCCCCCCCCGCCCCCCCCGCCUCCACCCCCGGACCCCCAGCCUCCAACCCCGCGCCCCGGGUCUCCACCCUCGCGCCUCCCGCCUCCACCCCCGCGCCCCAAGCCGCCCCCCAGGGCCCGCCCACCCCUGUGCUAAGCAACCCCGCCCAGCCCGAGAGGCAGGGCCCCAAGCCUCGGAGAAGCAGAGCCCCGCGCCGGGACACUGCUGGCCGAGACACAGCCGGGGACGAGGGGCCCGGCCCGCAGCUCAGAGGCGCCCUGGACCAGGUGGUAACUGCUCGGCUGUUUCCGGACGGCCUGGAGGACACGCCCCCUCGCCUCGAGAGCCCGCCUCCACGCGAGACGCCGUCUGCGAAAGUCAAGGCCACACACCCCCAGACCAAGGUUUUGCCCCCUCGCUCGGAGGUCCCGCCCCCUCCGUCUGAACCACAGUUUCUGCAGGCAGAGACCCCGCCGGGUCAGUCUAAGGCCAAGUCUCGGAAUACCAAGGCCACGCCGCCCCCAGUGGGGUCGGUGUUUUGCAAGGACAAACACAGUCCCUCGGCUUCAGCCGGGCGUCCGCAGCCCAGGGGACAGCCCCCUCCGGCUGAGGAGGUGUCCACAUGCGCCAGGGCCCCGCCCCCUUCGUUCAAGGCGGGGUCUCUCGAGGCUGUGGCCACGCCCUCCUCCUCUGCUGACCACGCCCCCUCAGAGGACCUGCUCUCGCAGGCCGCCAGACUUCUGGAGGCUGCCGAAGACUCCGACGGCAGCGAGUUCCAGGACGACCCUGUACUGCAGGUGCUAAGGGUUCAGAGGGCAGAGUUGCGGCAGCAGAAAAGGAAAGUGGAAGCCCAAUUAUCGCGCCUGCUGAACCACACUGAAGACCCAGAGUCUUGAUCUCCUCCAGAGAUGGCCCCCAGGUCCCCAAGGACUCAGCUGCCCAGGGAAGGAGCCUCUUUUGAGGCCGGACAACUUUGAAUUGUGCAAAGUCUCUUUUUCCCAAUAAAAAAAUUUACUUUUCA
Molecule: messenger RNA, 3396 nt
Organism: Equus quagga
Lineage: Eukaryota; Metazoa; Chordata; Mammalia; Perissodactyla; Equidae
Gene: PROSER3
Product: proline and serine rich 3
Source: RefSeq, a predicted model, not a curated record